Molecule: messenger RNA, 1231 nt
Organism: Pristis pectinata (smalltooth sawfish)
Lineage: Eukaryota; Metazoa; Chordata; Chondrichthyes; Rhinopristiformes; Pristidae
Gene: cnpy1
Product: canopy FGF signaling regulator 1
Exons: 5
Coding region: 267-836 (189 amino acids)
Cellular component (GO): endoplasmic reticulum
Source: RefSeq, a predicted model, not a curated record
GCUGAUGUCGGGGUGGAGGCGGCGCUAUUAGGCCGGCGGCCUCUCGCUGCCUCGGGUUGCCUUGAAGUCCGCGAACCCGGUGAUUUAAAUAUUAACUCGAGGGAGGGAGGGUGACUAGUUACUUCAUAAAUAGGGCGGCUCGGAGCGGACCUGGACGCGGCCAGGGGGUGGAGAGAAACUUUUCGCUCUGUGGCCGGCAUCGGGCUCCGAGCGCACCGGACCGCCCGCUCGGCUGUGGGAGGCGGUUGGCAGCGCGGGGAUCAGCCAUGGGCUCGCCGCCGCGGUGGGACGUCGCGCUGGUGCUCGCGGGGCUGCUCGCGCUCUGCCCCACGCGGGCACGCGCGGAGAGGGACGCGGAAGUGUACUGUGGAGUUUGCAGAGCAUUAGUAGAUGAAAUAGACUGGGCAGUUAAGAAAGUGGAUCCAAAAAAGACAAUUCAAGUGGGAUCUUUCCGAAUUAGUCCUGAUGGCUCUCAAAAACCAAAUGAGAUUCCAUAUGCAAGAUCUGAGACCCAUCUACUUGAACUUUUUGAAAAUAUUUGUUCGAACAUGGAUGAUUAUGCACUAUAUGUGGAUCCUGACACCCAGAAGAGGAGUUACAUGAGAUUUGCUCCAAGAGAUUCUGAGAAAAUGGGUUCAGUAGAUUUCAAGAAUUUCAAAUUUGAUCCUGAAAAUUCAAAAUCACUGAAGUUUGUGUGUGAAAAUAUAGUGGAAGAAUAUGAAGAUGAAAUAAUUUCCCUGUUCACCCAUGAGGCAGACCAUGUGGCUGACAAGCUAUGCAGUGAAAAAUCAGAAUUUUGUGAUCCAUCUAUACAAACUCUGCACCCUGAACUGUAAGAAUUGGUGUGUUUCAAACUGGAAUGGGAGAGCUCUCAAUGUCUACAUCAACAGCUGGCAAAUUUACACUGGACCAGGAUUGCUGCUCUGAAUUUAAUCUUUGCUCAUAUCUUCUCUCCAAGAACCACUCAACCACAGAUUUGGAUAUUUUCAUUAUGGCUAUAUCUUUUGAUAAUUCCUGAUUUAUUAAAAUGUAUUUGGAUUAUCCACAAUUUAUUAAAGAUGUUUUAUAAGUCACUUAUAUUAAUGCUCAUUUUCAGGAAGAUUUUUAGCUUAAUACUGGAAGCAAAAUAAAAUGCUCCUUUCUUUUAUGUUCAAAUGUGUGUUCUGAUUCUUUCUAAGAUUUAUUGUCAAUUGUACGUUUCAAUACCUGCAAAUAAAAUUUUUAUUCAAAA